Messenger RNA from Ochotona princeps (American pika), 1162 nucleotides. RefSeq names its product fucosyltransferase 2 (gene FUT2). The coding region runs from base 89 to 1132 and encodes 347 amino acids. The record is from RefSeq and is a predicted model, not a curated record. Gene Ontology annotation, molecular function: galactoside 2-alpha-L-fucosyltransferase activity. The transcript is spliced from 2 exons. Gene Ontology annotation, biological process: carbohydrate metabolic process. Gene Ontology annotation, cellular component: membrane. Lineage: Eukaryota; Metazoa; Chordata; Mammalia; Lagomorpha; Ochotonidae.
CCCUCCUCAAACCCCUCCCCAGCCGCACUUCCGCUCGCUCUCCCCACAGGGACCCCUGCCAACCACACCACCCGAGACCCCGUGGGACAUGAGAACAGCAGGGUGGCCUAAGAGGCUGCAGGCAGCCACCUGCCCCUCCGUCUCCACCAUCUACUUCCUGUUCGCCAUCUUCGUGGUGUCCACUGUCUUUCACUGCCACCAGCGCCUGGCUCUGGUGCCCGACCCCUGGGCCCACUCCGCCCCGGUUGUCGUGGUCCCCAGACACCUUCCCAGGGAGGGCAUGUGGACCAUCAACGCCAUCGGCCGUCUGGGGAACCAGAUGGGCGAAUACGCCACGCUCUACGCCCUGGCCAAGAUGAACGGGAGGCCCGCCUACAUCCCCGCACACAUGCACAACACGCUGGCCCCCAUCUUCCGCAUCAGCCUCCCGGUCCUGCACCGCAGCACGGCCAGCCGCGUGCCCUGGCGGAACUACCACCUCAACGAUUGGAUGGAGGAGCGCUACCGCCACAUCCCGGGGCCCUAUGUGCGCCUCACUGGCUACCCCUGCUCCUGGACCUUCUACCACCACUUGCGCCACGAGAUCCUGCAGGAGUUCACGCUGCACGACCACGUGCGCGAGGAGGCCCAGGCCUUCCUGCGGGGGCUGCGGCGGCAGGGGAGCCGGCCCGGCACCUUCGUGGGUGUGCACGUGCGCCGCGGGGACUAUGUGCGCGUCAUGCCGCAGGUGUGGCGGGGCGUGGUGGCCGACCGCGCAUACCUGGAGCAGGCGCUGGGCUGGUUCCGGGCACGCUACCCCGAUGCCAUCUUCGUGGUCACCAGCAAUGGCAUGGCCUGGUGCCGGGAGAACAUCGACACCUCCCGCGGGGACGUGGUGUUUGCUGGGGACGGCGUCGAGGGUUCGCCAACCAAGGACUUUGCGCUGCUCACGCAAUGCAACCACACGGUCAUGACCAUUGGCACCUUCGGGAUCUGGGCUGCCUAUCUGGCAGGUGGGGACACGGUCUAUCUGGCCAACUACACGCUGCCUGACUCGCCCUUCCACCUGAUCUUCAAGCCAGAGGCGGCCUUCCUACCGGAGUGGGUGGGGAUCAAUGCACACCUCGGGCCGGCCUGGCAGAGCGGCCUCUAGGCCUCUGUGAAAUCCUGUCCACCUCACCCA